AUGGGUUCUCCGAGAAAAUCCGACAAGAAGGCCGCCUUAGACUUUGCAGCAUGGGGUUUCAAUAUCACCUCAUCCGUUGGGAUCAUCAUGGUCAACAAAGCCUUAAUGGCUACACAUGGAUUCAGUUUUGCCACAACAUUAACUGGCCUUCAUUUAUUGACAACGACCUUGAUGACUAUUGUGUUUCGGUGGUUAGGCCUGAGCCAGCCCUCUCACUUACCGCUACCAGAUCUGAUUAAGUUUGUAAUCUUUUCAAAUUUGUCGAUCGUUGGCAUGAAUGUGAGCUUGAUGUGGAAUUCUGUGGGGUUUUAUCAGAUAGCAAAGCUGUGCAUGAUACCCGCAUCAUGUCUUCUGGAAGUUGUCUUUGAUCGUGUACAUUAUUCACGGGACACAAAGCUGAGCAUAAUGGUUGUACUUAUAGGCGUUGCAGUUUGCACUGUUACUGAUGUCAGUGUGAAUGCAAAAGGCAUGCUUGCAGCUGUUAUAGCUGUCUGGAGUACAGCUUUCCAACAAUAUUAUGUUCAUUAUCUGCAGCGGAAGUACUCUCUGAACUCAUUCAAUCUCCUAGGCCACACUGCUCCAGCCCAAGCAGGUUCCCUCCUGUUAGUAGGGCCCUUUGUGGAUUUCUUGUUGACUGGCAAAAGGGUGGAUCACUUCAAUUUCACAUCGCUUUCUCUGUUAUUCGUCGUACUCUCAUGCAUCAUCGCCAUCGGCGUUAAUCUGAGCCAGUUCAUCUGCAUCGGCCGGUUCUCUGCUGUAUCUUUCCAAGUCUUAGGCCACAUGAAGACUGUGCUGGUCCUCUUCCUUGGCUUUCUCUUCUUUGGCAAGGAGGGCCUGAACCUACACGUAGUCCUUGGGAUGAUCCUUGCUGUUCUUGGAAUGAUGUGUGCGUGCAUAUUUUUUCCCUUGAGGUUUCUGGUGACACACAACACAUCGAAGGAAGACAGUCUGGUAUUGUUCUUGAUAGAGGUUACUACAGAAGCUGAACCUUACCCCACCUAG
Triticum turgidum subsp. durum (durum wheat) is the source of this 1002-nucleotide messenger RNA. Lineage: Eukaryota; Viridiplantae; Streptophyta; Magnoliopsida; Poales; Poaceae. The record is from the annotation of a GenBank genome assembly.